Molecule: messenger RNA, 588 nt
Organism: Zingiber officinale
Lineage: Eukaryota; Viridiplantae; Streptophyta; Magnoliopsida; Zingiberales; Zingiberaceae
Product: L-type lectin-domain containing receptor kinase VIII.1-like
Exons: 1
Coding region: 1-588 (195 amino acids)
Molecular function (GO): carbohydrate binding
Source: RefSeq, a predicted model, not a curated record
AUGACGACAUCCUCGACCGCUUCCGCUCUCAUUCUUGCCAUCAUCCUUCUGCUUGUCGCCCCCUUGUCACCUGGGAACUGCACAUCGACUGGAGAAGGUAACGCUCUCUUCUUCUCUUUCGGUGGGUCGGGGAAAAAUCGGAGCUUCGCCAUAGAGUUUGCCCUCUAUGGCGAUGCUGAGAUGAAUAGCUCGGAGGUGAGGGUGACGCGUGUGGUGUACGAGAGCUCCGGGCUUAUGAUUUACUGGAAACCAGUCAGAUUCUUCAGCACCAAGCCCGGGUUCUCUUCUUCCUUCUCGUUCUCUAUUUCUCCCGGCAAUGGAAGAGGCCUAGCUUUCUUUUUAUCUUCGGUCAGCGUUACCUUGGAACCGGCGAAUGGCGACUGGUCUAGGUUAUCGACCAGUGUCGUUGCAGUGAAGUUCGUGACGGCAGCAAGCCUCGUCAAAGUCGAUGUUGGCGGAGAACUUUUGACAAAAAGCAAUAAUCUUUCCGACGAUGGUUUUCUUCUCAUCCUCAGCAGAGGAGAAAGAUUGCAUUCUUGGAUUGAUUACGACGGAGAAUCGAAGAGAAUAGAGGUCAGGCUUUGCUAG